GUGCGAACCGAGACGAAGUUGCAAAACUCCCGAGGUGGAGGGAGCUACUCUGCAAGCCUGCUGACAGAAAGAGAAAAGAAGAAUAAGAAAAUAAAACGCCAAAUAACCUUAAAAAUAGAAACCGAAGCAAACCGUGAACGCCAAUCCUCCGAAAACUACACGUACUGGAAUACUUUUUUGUAAUGUUGAUAUUAUAUUGUCUGUGAAGAAAGUAUUUAUACUUUUUUUUCUAUUUGCACUGACUAACGGUACUUCAGAACUACUGAGAAACCUUUAUUUUUUACUAAAAAAGAAAAAAUUAUCACACCCUUUGGAAGGACACCAUUGCUACGCAACCAGCACUUUUGAUUUUGAGCCUGUUUCAUCUGAGUUGUAUUUGCUUCUGCCAUCUGCCUGGAGAGCAUCUGUGUUGCCAACCACGGAUAAGCAAAGCAGAACCAGUGGACACAUUCAAGGUCAUACUCAACUGUUCUCCACACACCUGGUAUUCUUCAGCAGUUAGCUAUGCAGCUUGAGAUCCAAGUAGCUCUCAACUUCAUUAUCUCAUACCUGUAUAACAAGCUGCCAAGGCGACGGGUCAACAUUUUUGGCGAGGAGCUAGAGCGCCAGUUGAAGCAGAAGUAUGAGGGACACUGGUACCCAGACAAGCCAUAUAAAGGUUCAGGAUUCAGAUGCAUUCAUGUAGGAGAGAAGGUGGAUCCUGUGGUGGAGAAGGCUGCUAAGGAGAGCGGGCUUGACAUUGAAGAUGUCCGCAACAACCUGCCCCAGGACCUCAGCGUGUGGAUUGACCCAUUUGAGGUGUCCUACCAGAUUGGAGAGAAAGGGCCUGUGAAAGUGCUAUAUGUUGAUGACACCAAUGAUGGUGGAGCUAGUAAUGGUGGGCUUGAUCUUGACAAGGAGAUCAAGAACAGCUUCAAUCCUGAUGCACAGGUCUUCAUGCCCAUCACUGAGCCUUUGAAUGCCUCUCCAGGCUCGAGCUCGCCAUCUCCUCCCUUUGGCCACUCGGCAGCAGUUAGCCCCACCUUUAUGCCACGCUCCACACAGCCGUUAACCUUCACAACAGCCACCUUUGCUGCCACAAAGUUUGGCUCUACUAAGAUGAAGAGCAGUGGACGCAGCAACAACAACAACGGCUGCAGUACUACUGCAAACAAGGUGGCACGCACCUCUCCCACCAACCUCGGCCUGAAUGUGAACAGUCUCCUAAAACAGAAAGCCAUCUCCACCUCCAUGCACUCGCUGUACGGGUUGGGCCUCGGAGCACAGCAGCAGCUUCAUCAGAAGCCUUCGGCUCUUUCUCCCAAUGCUAAAGAGUUUGUGUUCCCCAGCCUGCAGGGCCAGAGCAGCCAGAGUGCUCUCUUUCCCGGGGACAGCUCACUCAGCCUCAGCCCCCUGCAGUACAACAAUGCCUUUGACAUGUUUGCGGCCUAUGGUGGCCUUAACGACAAGUCCCUUAUGGAUGGCUUGAAUUUCAGCUUGAACAACAUGCAGUAUUCUAACCAGCAAUUCCAGCCAGUUAUGGCCAACUAGUACAUGCAAAGGUACUACAUAAGCUACUACUUUACAUAGAAACGACCAGAGAUGAUGUGAGGGUGAAAACGAACACAAAUACACAUUUUGAAAAUGAAAAAAAAAAAAACGUUAACAAGAAAAAAUAUCAAGGAUAAGAGGAAAAGGUGACUUGUUAACUGUUAGCUCCAUGUUACAAGUCUCAAAGCAUGAGCCCGAGGGUGAAUUACUUUGCCCCCUUGAGUUAUACUUAUUUUUGUUUUUCUUAAAAAUGAAGCUUGUAGUACAAGAUGUCCAAGCUUGGUUACCUAAACCUCAACAUGCAUCAUUGUCAUUUCUUUUGCCAACCAAGCACAAAAUAUUUUUUUUAUGUGACUGUUUCAAGAUACUUAAAAAAGACAAAAAAAAAACAAACAAACAAAAACACCACAAGUCAUGGCCUCUUUCAGUAUUUAAACAAAACUGGACAUUGCCAGUUUUCAAGAAAUUGGCGAAAAUAAGUGGGAUUUCCUGGUCUUUUUUCUAAUUGUAUAAUUUAAUUUAGUACAGAGUUUGUAAAAUAUCAGAGUAUCUAUUGUUUCUACGACAUGGUAUUGCAUUUAUAUCUUUUUACUACUCCAGUGAUCUGUGAUGGCUGCAGCAACUUUAUGUUUUCUUUUUAUUGAAAUUAUAAAAUGAAUCAUCUUUUAAAAAAAAAAAAAAGAAAACAUUGACUAUUCUAAAGAUUGUGUACAGAAUAUUCCAUAGUGGUGGGAUUUAAGAAUAUUUGCUUUUUUGAAAAACAUAAGAGUUGUAUUUUCUGUUAAGAGUUUAAAGAUUUUUGCUAUAUUAUGGACAAAAUGUAAUCGUAUAUUAAUUUUGUACCUACAUUGUGCAAUACUUGAUAAAACAAACGGUAUAACAAAGUAUUCUGAGUCAGUGUCUUACAUGUUAAGAGGGACUGAUAGUUUAUUAAGUUUGUAUUAAAAAGGCUUAAAAAUGA
Messenger RNA from Solea solea (common sole), 2491 nucleotides. It is a transcript of the gene tob1a, whose product is annotated as transducer of ERBB2, 1a. The transcript has 2 exons. Gene Ontology annotation, biological process: regulation of gene expression. Gene Ontology annotation, cellular component: nucleus; cytoplasm. NCBI's taxonomy places the organism in Eukaryota, Metazoa, Chordata, Actinopteri, Pleuronectiformes, Soleidae. Gene Ontology annotation, molecular function: transcription corepressor activity. The coding region runs from base 505 to 1530 and encodes 341 amino acids. The record is from RefSeq and is a predicted model, not a curated record.